CACUCAGAUACACGCCCAUGGCAGAUCUGUUCUCAAAGCAGAACGUUGGGAAUAACAAUCGUGGAUGGAGGUUAUGAGCGGAGUGCUCUCAGCACGCGACGCCUGCAGUGUCUCAACUCUGGAAAGAUCCUAAGCGGUGGGACAGCGGCAGAGUGGCCAGGGUCCGUUCUGGGUUCAAAUCGUGGCGCGACCCCGUUCUGUCUGUGUGCCCUAGGCAAGUGGCCCUUUCCCUCUGGGCCUCAGCGUCCCCAUCUGUAAAACGGAAGUCAUCGUCCCCAGGACAAGACGUCCAGUGGUCUGCAGAUGGCCAGGCCCCAGAAGACUGUGCAAGCCCUUCCUCGGAGAGAAGAGGUCCGGGCAGCCGCCGCCAUGCCCGUCCUCCUGCCGGGCCUGAAGCACAGCUGCUUUGACCAUGCUCCACGCCAGCGGCGCCUCCGCCCCACCCGGCGCCUCUGCAGUCCCGCCUCAGCUCCCGCUCCCAAAUCAUCGAAGAAGCCCAGGAUGCAGGCAACCGGGGACAUGUUCCCCACCGACUGGAGCCCGCCACCUGUAGAGUUCCUGAACCCGAGGGCACUGCAGGCUGGCGGGGGGGCCCCAGCGCAGAGCUGCGUGGGCACGGUGGGGCCUCAGGGCCUGAGGAGACUGGCCUGCCAGCUGCCUGAGGAGUUACAGCAGGAGCCCCAGGACUCAGACCACAGGGGGCGCCUGGCCUCCUUGGGGGGGCUGUUCUGGAACAUGGCAGGCCCUCGUCAGAAGGCUGCAGCUCCAGUGGUGGACACCCGCACCUCGUUUGCCUCUGGGGGCUCAGAGAGCUACAUCAAUAGCUUAGAAUACUUACUGCAGGAGAAGAGGGAACAGGCCCUGGAGCAGGAGCGCGAGAAGCUGCUUCUGCAGGGCUGUCCUGAUCUCAACUCCGUGGAUCUCAAUGAAGAUGAAGCGUCUCUCACACCCGAGCACAGGAUGCUGGUGGAGAGGUUCUCCAUGUCACUGCAGGUCAUCCCACCAGUACAUCCAGGCGAGACCGUGUUUCUACCCAGGCGUCACCCUCUGCCUUGCAUCCUGGACUGUUCACACCUGAAGCCACGCAGCCACCUGGAAGGGCUGUUCCUAAGCUCCCCGCCAGCCCAGCAGCUCUCCUUCCUUCGCAGCGGCCUCCUGAGCAACCUCUACCUGCACAUACGUGACUGCCCCGUGCCCCUGCUCCAGUGGUUGUUUCAGCUGUUGACAUGGCCUCCAGAAACUUCUUCGGGAGCCUUUGGUCUCCUGUGGGAUCUCAGCGUGGAUGGGCUCUUCUGUCAGUCCGAUGAAGACACGCACUUGUGGUGCCCCUCGCUGCAAGAGGUCAAGGAGGCGUUUCACAGCCUGGGAGCCUACAGCCCUGCUCUGUACCCCCAGGGGCCCUUCCGGCACGGUGGCAGAGGGCUUAAAAGUGAGACCAGCUUGAGCAGGAGUGAGCAGCAGGACACCCCCGUGGAGAUCGCCUUGGACAUGAGCCUGAGCUACAUCUAUAAGAUCCUGACACUGUAUGCCCUGGCCCAGCCAGGGGCCUACCCCGAUGGGAACCUCCUGGUCCUGAUCGAGCUGCUGUGCCGAGCCGGCCUGGACGUGGGGCUCCGCCUGCUGCCCAAGACCGACCUGCAGCAGCUCCUGCUCCUGCUCCUCGAGAACAUCCAGGAGUGGCCGGGGAAGCUACGGCCGCUGUGCUGCGCCCUGAGCUGGGUGUCAGAUCACCACCACAACCUGCUGGCGCUCGUGCAGUUUUUCCUGGACGUGACCUCCCGGAGCAGGCAGCUUCGAAGCCAGCUCAGCCUUGUGGUCAUCGCCCGGAUGCUGGGCCAGCAAGAGGCGCUCCCUCUCUGGCAAGAGAAGGCCCAGCUAUCCUCACUCAGCCAGCUCCUGAGCCUCAUGAGGCCAUCAUCCCUCGGGCAGUACUUGGGCGCUGAGACCUUGCCACCCUGCCGGGAGCAACAGCCAAAGGCCAGGGCAGAGCUAGACCACAAGGUCUGCUACCUGUGCCACAGCCUCCUGACACUGGCCGAGGUGGUGGUCAGCUGCCAGGACAUUACUCCAGACCAAUGGGGGGAGCUGCAGCUGCUGUGCAUGCAGUUGGACCGCCACAUCAACACCCAUAUCCGAGAGAGCCCCCAGGCCAUGCACCGGACCAAACUCAAGGACCUGGCAGCCCAGACCUACAUCCGCUGGCAGGAGCUGCUGACCCACUGCCAGCCCCAGGCCCAGUACUUCAGCCCCUGGAAAGACAUCUAACAGCGUGGCAGGGGAGGCCAGGGCUCUUGGCUCUGGCAGGAAGUGAAUGGGGCCUUGGGAACUGGAGGAAGCGAAGAAUGGAGGCCAGAGGAGGACCAGUCUGUUGAAGCCAGAGCCUGCCUCCGCCGUCCCUGACCCCACCGGGCAAGGGAUCCCUGGCUCGGUGCCUAGCCUGCCUUCAGCUCUCCUUCCUCUCCCAGCCCUCUCCUCUUCACCCAGGGUCUUUAUCUCCACAGCUCUGGUUUCCCUGGGCCUCCUGGGUCCUCCCGGGCCUCCCUACCCUCCUUCUUCUCUCUCUGUCACCAGUGUGAGGUUUCUUUGUGCACAUUAAAGUCUUAUUUCAGCAUCUGUGGUUUAGAAGAUUUCCUUCAAUCCCUAUCCUGAGGGCUAACGCCCAGUGUCCAGUUGCCUGACGUCUCUGCUCAAGCUUUCACAAAUUCUCACCUCCGACAGCCGUGUGACCGGGUCUUCGGCCCUGCCCCCUGCAGCAGAGGGCUGUGUGUAAAUCCUGAGGAAGAGCAGUUAUUCCUGUGGCCCCAGAGCUGUCAGACACCCAGAGAGCAGGGAUGGGGAACAUUUGUUUGGACCUAGUCUGGGACCACUCCCCACUGGCCGCCUCUACCGGAGAAGAUCUACAGAGUGAGAUGGUGGAUUGGGGCUGUAAUUACACUUAAUUCAGUUUAUUGUUAAGCUCUGAAAUCAACUCCCCAGACUUAGGAGCGAGGGGGCGGUGCCAAAGACAGUUCCAGAUCCUGCUUUUGCUUUCCCUCAGCCCUAGCCAAGAUCAGUGUCGUGGGCCCUGGUCCCUGAUGGGGUGCUGGAUGUCUUUGACCUGCCCGCCCUGGUAAGUGAGUAGGCCCUCUGUACCCCUAGGAGAUCCCUGGUAUCCCCUUUCUCCCUCUGCCCACUCCUCCAACCCUGAGAAUCCAUUUCUAGUCUCUGGCCCCUCCUGACUCUUUCUGGGUUGGGAUGGGUUUUGCAGGGGCCACCAGAGGUAGACAGGAAGUAGCAGAGGAUGGCCUGCGCCCACCCCUCAGCUCAACCCGAGUGUCCACCGAUGGAGCUCCGCCACGGCGGGUGCUUAUGACUUUCUGUGUGUGUGUGUCCCUCUCUUUUGCGCUUUCAUACCACCGGGGUCAGGGUAAGGCAGGCUGAGUAGGAGCGAGACUCCCACCAAAUAAAGGACUUUCAGGCCAAGUGGCUCAAUUUGCAGACCUGAAAUGUAGCCUGUCACUUCCUGGGGCUGUUUCAGACACAGCUGCCUCCCUCACUGGGUCCCCAGAAUGCUGGGAGAGAGGGUCAUCUAUAAUUCAGAGGGCACGAGCCCAGGGCAGAGUGCUGGGUGCAGUACGGGACAUCUCCCUGCCUUGCAGCCUCUGCCAGGUGAGAGGCGGAACCCUCUAUCAGGGUGACUUGGGUGCCCAGGUCACUUGACUGAGAGUUCUGGUUUCUGUUCCUGGCCACCUCACGGGCCCCCUUGGCUGGGGGCACCACUGAGGCCCCAGCGGCAUCAGGUAGGCCUGAGAUGCUCCCAUAAAAGUGCGGCGGCCCUGGUGAGCCAGCCUCCUUCACCCUCCCUCAGGGCUGCCCCUGCUUCUGACACUGCACAUCCUGACAGUUAAUCCUCAGCUAUUCAGUUUGCUCUGGAAACCUGGAAAUCACCUUUGAAAUUUCCCUUCUUUGUUCUCACUGCCAAGGGCAGAGAGGGAGUAGGGAGACCUGAGAGGCUGAACUGGGGAGUUUCCAGUUCUCAAAGCUGCCCCUACUUGGCUCUGGGAAAGGGAUCAGGCUGUCCAUCAGUGCAGACAUCUGGAGCCCUUCUCCUCAGGCCUGGAUCUUGUGCACUGCCCUGCCUCUCACUCCCCAAACACACUGAUCCCCAAGAGAGAAAUGGACACCAAGGAGAGAGGAGGUGUGGGUGACAACGCAGUCCCUCCAGAGACCUGGCUGUAACCUGAGCAGAGAGGUGCACUUUGAGGUCACCCAAGGGCACACGGCAUCCCCUGGGACGUGUAAUAGGCCCUCGCUGGAACUGGCUGGGAGCUGACCAGAUCUCCUAAAACUAGUCCGGGACCAGUGAGAGACUCGGCCUCCUCCAGGCCAGGAACUGCUCAGUGGUGCUGGCGACUUCUCUGCUUGCCCGUUCCAGAUCCCUGAGCCUCUGGGGAAAGGCUGAGGGAUAUCCUGAUUGAAGCCACUGGAAAAGCAUCCGGGGCUGUGAUGACGGAUGCUUUCCUGCUUCCUUUGGUGAUGGUGGCAGGGAGGGGUUGGGAAGGGAAAGGCUUCCCAGGUGGGCGGCUUCGAUAACUCUCCUUGAGGAGGAAGUGGAGAGAGGAAGCCCUUUUCCUAUGUCCCCGCUCACCUCGGUCC
Molecule: messenger RNA, 4635 nt
Organism: Diceros bicornis minor
Lineage: Eukaryota; Metazoa; Chordata; Mammalia; Perissodactyla; Rhinocerotidae
Gene: FAM178B
Product: family with sequence similarity 178 member B
Exons: 17
Coding region: 304-2265 (653 amino acids)
Source: RefSeq, a predicted model, not a curated record